CCAACUUGCUCAUGUUUCUCUGUUACCACACUCAGUCCCAGGAUCCCACUAGACAUAUCUGGUUUACAUAUCUGGUUUCAUCUCAAAACAGAGCCCAUUGUUCCCUACAAUGAUAUUUAACACUACAACAAAACAAUAUGUCUUUUGUAAUGCCUCAGGACCUGGGAUUAUCUCCCAGUUAUGCAUUAUAUUAUAAAGCUGGAUGAGGCAGGCUGGCUGGGUCGGUCCAAGUGCUACCACAGGAGAGGGGGACGGGCUUCCCAGUCACUCACUAGCUGUUCUUCAGCCAGGACAGAGAGAGGGACAGAGAAAGGAGCAGAAAGAGUGCGAGGAGUGUAAGCAACGACGACUGACACUGAAGAUGGUGCUCCUGACUGCCAAAAUCAUGGAGAGGACUGCGCUCUUUGUGAUAUUCGGGGGUCUGGUCACUACUCUGGUCACCACCUUCAUUCCCCUGUGGAAGACCUUGAACUCAGAGCUGAACGAAGUGGAGAACUGGUACUCAGGCCUGUGGCACAUCUGCAUCUUUGCCGAGGAGGUUGGGAUGCAAUGUAAAGCCUUUGAAUCCCUCAUGGCCCUGCCCAUGGACUUGCUGGCUUCCCGGGUGCUCAUGCUGGUGUCUGUGGGUACUGGGGCCCUAGCCGUGGUGGUGGCCUUCCCGGGCCUGGAGGGGGUGGAACUGGGCUCUGGGAGGCAGCAAGGGUUAAAGAGGGGCCUCCUCAUUGUCAGUGGGGUGCUGUCCUGGGUGUCGGGGCUCACAACACUGGCCCCCGUCUCCCUGGUGGCCUACGUGACCCUGGUGGAGUUCUGGGACGAGAACCUGCCUGACGUCGUUCCACGCUGGGAGUAUGGCGAGGCCAUGUUCUCCGGCUGGUUUGCGGGUCUCUUCCUGGUCAUUGGAGGCUCUCUUUUCUUUGUGUCUGUGUGCAUGGCGGAUCAUGACAGGCAGCAGCAAGUGGCCAGCCUCCCAAACACCCCCCAGGAGAAGCCAAGGAGUCAGUACUACUUAAAGACAGAGGUUUUAUAGUCUCAUUUUCACUUAAUGAAUGGUGGUAGCUAAGAAUGCCUAGUUUGAAGGAGAAUGAUAAAGUUGAAUUCAGACUGCAACUGCCUGGGUUUAUUUUGAGAUAUGGAAGGUCACAUUUGAAAUGUUUGAAAGAUAUAUUUGCAUAUUUCAAUGUUGUUGAACAUGGAUAAAGUGCUGUAUUUCCGAUGGAAAAGUGCAAUGAAAACCUUUUGUCUGUAUCUUGUUUGCAGCCUCUCUUUUAUUAAUUACAUGAGACUCUGGUCAUUGUAAUUUGAGUGCCUACUUUGUUCCUGCACAGUAUGUCUUGUCUCUUGAUAUGCAUCGUGCUUCUACACCUGCAUUGCUUGCUGUUUGGGGUUUUAGGCUGGGUUUCUGUACAGCACUUUGAGAUAUCAGCUGAUGUACG
This is a messenger RNA of Oncorhynchus mykiss (rainbow trout), 1433 nucleotides long. Its product is annotated as claudin-24-like. Gene Ontology annotation, cellular component: membrane; bicellular tight junction. The record is from RefSeq and is a predicted model, not a curated record. Gene Ontology annotation, molecular function: structural molecule activity. NCBI's taxonomy places the organism in Eukaryota, Metazoa, Chordata, Actinopteri, Salmoniformes, Salmonidae.